This is a messenger RNA of Mus pahari (shrew mouse), 524 nucleotides long. RefSeq names its product C-C motif chemokine ligand 5 (gene Ccl5). The record is from RefSeq and is a predicted model, not a curated record. The coding region runs from base 50 to 325 and encodes 91 amino acids. Gene Ontology annotation, biological process: positive regulation of ERK1 and ERK2 cascade; G protein-coupled receptor signaling pathway; positive regulation of GTPase activity. The transcript is spliced from 3 exons. Gene Ontology annotation, cellular component: extracellular region. Gene Ontology annotation, molecular function: CCR chemokine receptor binding; chemokine activity. NCBI's taxonomy places the organism in Eukaryota, Metazoa, Chordata, Mammalia, Rodentia, Muridae.
GGACCCUGAGACAACACAUGCAUCUCCCACAGCCUCUGCCUCGGGUACCAUGAAGAUCUCUGCAGCUGCCCUGACCAUCAUCCUCACUGCGGCCGCCCUCUGCACCCCUGCACCUGCCUCCCCAUAUGGCUCAGACACCACUCCCUGCUGCUUUGCCUACAUCUCCCUCGCGCUGCCACGUGCCCAUGUCAAGGAGUAUUUCUACACCAGCAGCAAGUGCUCCAACCUUGCAGUCGUGUUUGUCACUCGAAGGAACCGUCAAGUGUGUGCCAACCCAGAGAAGGCAUGGGUUCAAGAAUACAUCAACUAUUUGGAGAUGAGCUAGGAUAGAGGGUUUCUUGAUUCUGACCCUAUAUAGCUUCCCUGUCCUUGCUUGCUCUAGUCCUAACCAGCUUGGAGAUGCCACUCAGUAACCCCUUACUCCCACUCAUUCCUGGGAAAAUGGGUAUCUCAGCUGCUCCAAGGUUCUGCACAGCAAACCCAAAAAAUCAGCAUUUCAUUAAAAUUUGAGAUGCAAGGACAAA